Klebsormidium nitens is the source of this 414-nucleotide messenger RNA. NCBI's taxonomy places the organism in Eukaryota, Viridiplantae, Streptophyta, Klebsormidiophyceae, Klebsormidiales, Klebsormidiaceae. The record is from the annotation of a GenBank genome assembly.
AUGCUUGCUGACGUAGGUGGGCUGAUCGACGCCGGGGGCACCACCGAUGAUGCAGUCUGCAUCGAGGUUCCGACGGACGGUGCAGCCAGGAGCGAGACGGGGGGUGCCGGAGCUGGAGCGACUCGGAAGGGUGCCGGAGUUGGAACCGGGGGUGCAAAAGUUGGCACCGGGGGUGCAAACGUUGGGACCGGUGGUGCCGGAGUGGGAACCGGGGGUGCGAAAGUGGGGGCCGGGGGUGCCGGAGUUGGGACCGGGGGUGCGAAAGUUGGGACCGGCGGUGCCAAAGUGGGGACCGGGGGUGCAAAGGUUGGGACCGGGGGUGACGAAGUUGCUGCCGGAACCGAGGAGCUUCCUGUGGCUGCACAGUCAACUCAAGCGUCAGCAUGGCAAGCACGAUUGACGCCGUUGCCGUAG